Messenger RNA from Dermacentor silvarum, 961 nucleotides. Its product is annotated as putative nuclease HARBI1. The transcript is spliced from 3 exons. The record is from RefSeq and is a predicted model, not a curated record. The coding region runs from base 124 to 873 and encodes 249 amino acids. NCBI's taxonomy places the organism in Eukaryota, Metazoa, Arthropoda, Arachnida, Ixodida, Ixodidae.
CCACUGCUCCAGCUCCUCAUCGCGCUGCGAUUCUACGGCGCCGGAACCUUUCAAGUUGUUACCGGGGACCUUGUUAAUGUGUCUCAAGCAAGCGUGUCACGCAUCAACACACGCAUAUCAAGAAUGAUAGCUGACACAUUGUUCCCGCAGCUUGUGAAAUUGCCCAACGCCACUGAAGCGGCCGUGAUAAUGGAGGAAUUUUAUGCCAUGGCGCGUUUCCCUGGUGUAAGCGGGUGUAUAGACUGUACUCAUGUGCGCAUGAAAAAUCCCGGCGGAGAAGACGCGGAGGUGUUCCGGAAUCGAAAGGGCUACUUCUCAAUCAAUGUCCAGGCGAUCACAGGGCCUCAGCUUCAAUUUUUUGAUUUGGUGGCCAGCUGGCCCGGUUCGGCUCACGACAGCCGGAUAUUCGACAACAGUUGGGCCAGAGUACAAUAUGAAAGAGGGACUGUGCCUGGCAUCCUACUAGGCGACAAGGGGUAUCCCUGCAGGUCCUACCUCAUGACCCCAUUUAGGGACAGAAGGACGAAAGACAGCCCUCAGCACAGGUACAACAAGUCCCUCUCGCGGACUCACUGCAGUGUGGAGAGGACGUUUGGAGUGUGGAAGCGAAGGUUCCCAUGCCUCGACAUGACGCUUCAGAUAAAAACAACAUCAGUUCCCAUCGUCAUCACAGCUUGUGCCGCACUCCAUAACUUCAGCCACCUCCUAAGAGAACCAAUCCCACCUCCACCACAAAGCCAGGAAAAUCAUGACAGCGGUUUGCCGGCUCCUACGUCACCUGCUCCACCAAGACCACCAGCAAUGCCACCUGUGCCAGACACAACAAGCGGUUUCAGGAUGAGGGAGCGCAUAGUCACACAGUAUUUCGCUUAAACGAAAUGACACAAAAUAACAGAGACAUGACUUUAUUCGUACUGUUUUUUCAUUAUGUCGAGUUGGAGUUUAACCAUUUCUGCCUUUG